ACUGUUUUCAAGGGCACCAGACUGUGUCCCGAUUUGGCCGACGCACGAUGUUGGGGGUGGAGUCAAUAUAAAUAUGCAUGAGAACGCAUCACGUUCACUUCACUAUUUUCAGAGAACCUCACAGGAUGUCCACACCAAAUUGUUCAGAGUUGGAUUUAGAGCUGGGAGACUUACUUCAGGAGUUUAAUGAUGUUGUGAAGGAGUUGAGCACACCUCACACCUAUGAACAUGUGCUGAGAGAUGUGAAGAGACGCACAGGACAGAAUGAUGGAGAUGACUCCGAUUACUGCAGUGAGACGUCACUGGUAAACAGUUUAAAUGCCAGUGAAGAGGAGCUCAACUUCGCAGGCAUGACCACGGCACCAAAAGCUAAACUCGGGGACAACAGUGACCUACAGAGCUUCAUUGAAAACCUGGAUAGAGAGCUUGCAGAGAUGUGACAUGACGUGAUAUGAUCGGAGAGGAUAAAGUACGUUCAGCUGAACACCUGGUGAGAUGGCAUUUAACAAAUCAUAAUCCUGGCUUCCACUGAAUGUCAAAAUGGAUGACAAAAGGACAUUAAGCUGAAGAAAAACAGCUUGAGACUUCAAUAAGAAAAUGUAAAAUAAAAAUAACAGGUCUUGAGUUUACAGUGUCUUUGUAAUUUGUUGUGAUGGUUUGCAUAAAUUUCCACUUCUAAUAGGAUGUUUAAUUUGAAUAAAUAUCCAUUAUUACCAAGUUAAUAUGAAAAGCACAUUCUAUGUUUUUAUGAAGAAUUAUUGCAAAAAUGGCUAUUUUCCACUUUUAUAUAGAAAUUGUAAAAAUAUCUGGUUUUAUGUCUGGCAUAUUGUGUAAUAUUAAUUGUUCCUUCUGAAGGAUUUUUCUUGUUCCUUGUAAAGACUUUUUCAAUAAAAUUUUUUCAAUAAAAUUA
This is a messenger RNA of Myxocyprinus asiaticus (Chinese sucker), 910 nucleotides long. Its product is annotated as regulator of cell cycle RGCC-like. The record is from RefSeq and is a predicted model, not a curated record. The transcript is spliced from 5 exons. Lineage: Eukaryota; Metazoa; Chordata; Actinopteri; Cypriniformes; Catostomidae. Gene Ontology annotation, biological process: regulation of cell cycle. The coding region runs from base 78 to 440 and encodes 120 amino acids.